Carya illinoinensis is the source of this 1485-nucleotide messenger RNA. RefSeq names its product peroxidase 3-like. NCBI's taxonomy places the organism in Eukaryota, Viridiplantae, Streptophyta, Magnoliopsida, Fagales, Juglandaceae. The transcript is spliced from 4 exons. Gene Ontology annotation, cellular component: plasmodesma; plant-type cell wall. Gene Ontology annotation, molecular function: heme binding; peroxidase activity. Gene Ontology annotation, biological process: response to oxidative stress; hydrogen peroxide catabolic process. The coding region runs from base 132 to 1175 and encodes 347 amino acids. The record is from RefSeq and is a predicted model, not a curated record.
CAUGACUGGGUGUUACCUUCUAGCACAUGUUAGUUGGCCUGGCUGAUAUAAUAAUAUUGAUUCUUGUGAUGAUCUGUAGCUAAAGUUAUGUCAUACGUUUAUAAAUUGCUGCUCAGACUUUCUGAAUCACAAUGUACAUUGGCGUUGCUUCCUACAAAAGUUCAAGUAAUUGCAGUAAUUCAGGCAGCUUGAAAAUGGGAGUGAUGCGUUAUGUUGCUAUCAUGUUCAUUGGUGUCUUAGGAUAUGUAGUUUGUUCAGAAGCUCAACUGCAGCCGGGUUUUUACUCUAAGAGCUGCCCAAAAGCCGAGAAGAUUGUUCAAGACUUCGUCCAUGAACACAUCCAUAAUGCUCCAUCUUUGGCAGCUGCCUUCCUAAGAAUGCACUUCCAUGACUGCUUUGUCAGGGGUUGUGAUGCAUCUUUACUUCUGAACUCGACGUCGAGCAACCAAGCUGAGAAGUCUGGCGGUCCAAAUCUAUCGCUCAGAGGUUUUGACUUCAUUGACAGAGUGAAGAGCCUUCUUGAAGCCGAAUGUCCUGGCAUAGUUUCUUGUGCAGAUACAGUUGCUUUGGUUGCAAGAGAUUCUGUUGUGGCCACCGGAGGGCCAUUUUGGAAAGUUCCAACUGGUCGAAGAGAUGGGACAAUCUCUAUGGCCUCAGAAGCGCUGGCCAACAUCCCAGCUCCAACUAGCAACUUCUCCAACCUCCAAACACACUUUGGUAACAAGGGUCUUGAUUUAAAAGACUUGGUCUUGCUCUCUGGAGCCCACACCAUUGGCAUUACUCGUUGUUCAUCCAUCGCUAACCGACUCUACAAUUUCACUGGGGUGGGAGAUCAGGACCCAGCUCUGGACAGUGAAUAUGCUGCCAAUCUCAAGGCAAGAAAGUGCAAAACUCCUACAGAUAAUACAACUCUUCUUGAAAUGGAUCCAGGAAGCCACAGAACAUUUGACCUUAGCUACUACAGUCUCGUGCUAAAGAGAAGGGGCAUAUUCCAAUCAGAUGCUGCUUUGACUACCAACCCCACUUCUAAGUCUUAUAUCACCCAACUGCUUCAAGGACCGCUUGAAGAUUUCUACUCCGAGUUUGCGAAGUCUAUGGAGAAAAUGGGUCGGGUCAACGUCAAGACCGGGACAGAGGGCGAGAUAAGAAAGCACUGUGCAGUGGUUAAUAGUUGAGGUUUUUUAGUGUGUUAAACUUCUCAGUUGUGUUCGUUUCAUAUCAUAAUUUGAGGUGGUUUCCUCGUAUUGUUGGGUGAAUAAAUGGGUUUUGUUCUGGAGUCCCUUUCUUCUUCUCCUGAAAGAAUUUUUUCAUGUAAUAAAAACUAAUCAAGAGAGAAAAAAUGGUUACCAAGAACUGAUGAUAAAUUUGCAGAUUGAUUAUGAUUUCGGGACCAUCUUUCUGGGUUCUGGGUGCAAGUCUGUGUAGCAAUAAGAUUAAAAACAGCAUAGCAAAUUUAGCAAUGGAUGUGGACAAUUGUUUUGGAAA